GGCAGCAGGUGGGGCAUGGCGGCGCAGCGUCGCGACGCCGAGCGGCGGAUUGCUCUUUUCUCAGUAGUGGACGGCAGCAUGUGGUGGUGGCUGCUACUCGUGGCUGUGGUGACGGCCAAACGCGGCCCAGCGGCGCAUCAUGAUCCCGUCAUUGAGGAGGUCACGGCCAAGCAGCUGGAGCGUGUCCUGGCCGACAAGGAUUACGUCGCGGUGUUCUGGUACGCUCGCAGCUGUACCACGUGCGACAAGGUGCUCGAGGAGUUGGAGCAGAUCGACGACGACACAGAUUCGUUUGGCGUGGACUUUGUGAAGAUCAACGACAAGCGGCUGGCCAAGCAGUAUGGCAUCAAGAACUUUCCGGCGCUCACCUACUUCAGGGAGAAACAACCAAUCAUCUACGAAGGUGACCUGAUGGACGAGGAAAACGUGCUCGAUUUUUUGACAAGUUUGGAAGCCAUGGACUUACCAGACAGAAUAGAAGAGGUAAAUUCGAGAAUUCUGGAAAAAAUCGUCGAGGACACCGAUUAUGUGGCCGUCCUAUUCUGUCCGGAUUCAGAUACUUGUUCCAAAGGGGGCGUAAAUAAACCCGAAUGCAAGAAGUGCUCCAAAGUUUUGCAAGAACUGGAAAACAUUGACGACGAAGCGGAUCAAUUGGGAAUUGGUUUUGUUAAAAUAAACGAUGAGGAAUUAGCUGAAGAAUAUAACCUUGGACAAUUGCCUGCACUUGUUUAUUACAGACAUCAAACACCAAUUAUUUUUGAAGGUGAAUUAACACGCGAGGAAGAUGUUUUGGAAUGGCUCGUCACACAGAAAAGCACUGGGGAUGAUGAAGAUAUCAUUGAAGAUGUUACCAGUAAAACGCUCUCUACACUCGUUGACAGUGUAGACAAUUUAGUCGUGUUAUUCUAUGAUCAUGGUAAUGAAGACUCAAUGCAAGUUUUAGAAGAACUAGAAAAGAUCGAUGAUGAUUGUGAUAAACAUGGCAUUCAGUUUGUAAAGAUUGACGAUGAUGGCGUGGCUGAAGAGUACGGCAUCGAUGCACUGCCAGCUGUUGUCUACUUCGAAAAAGGAAUUCCGAACGUAUACGACGGUGACUUGGAGCACGAGGAGGAGUUUUUCGAGUGGCUCGUGCAGCAGCUCGAAAAGGACGAAAUCGAGGACGUCACUGAUGAAAUGCUUGAUAAAUUGAUCAAUGAUGGGAAGAGUGUUGCUGUCUUAUUCUACGAUGAUGAUGACAAGAAAUCUCAGCGUGUCCUCAACGAACUUGAAAAUAUCGACGACGAAUGCGAUAAGUUGGGUAUUGUGUUCGUCAAGAUUGAUAAUGAGGACGAGGCGAAAGAAUACGGCAUUGAGAAAAUCCCAUCUUUAGUCUAUUUUGAGAAAGGUAUUCCUACACUCUAUGAAGGAAAUUUGGAAGAAGAGGAGAAAGUACUGAAAUGGUUUGAACAUCAGGCCAAGAGUGAUGAAAUUGAAGAUAUCAAUGAUGAAAUGCUUGAGAUUAUCUUGGAUAAAGUACAACAUGUUGCCGUACUAUUCUACGACAAAGAUCAAAAGAAAAGCCAAAAGAUCAUAUCCGAAUUAGAAAACAUUGAUGACGAGUGCGACCAAAACGACAUCGCCUUCGUAAAGAUUGAUGAUGAAGAAGAAGCUAAAGAAUACGGCAUUGACACUAUUCCUAGUUUAGUAUUUUUCGAGAAAAAGAUCCCCCAUGUCUACGAGGGUGAUUUAUUGAAUGAAGACGCUUUGCUAGGAUGGUUACUUCAUCAGAAGCGUCAUGCUGAGAUUCCAGACAUCACUGAUGAGAUGUUAGAGCGUCUUGUCGAAAACACACCUUAUCUUGCUGUCUUGUUCUAUGACAAAGAUGAUAAACAAGACAUUCGAGUCCUCAACGAAAUGGAAAACAUUGAUGACGAACUAGAAAAAGAAGGUAUUGUCAUCGUACGCAUUGAUAAUGACGCCGAAGCUAAAGAAUAUGGCAUUGAUCAUUUACCAACAUUAAUGUACUUUGAAAACAAAAUUCCAUCAAUGUAUGAAGGUGACCUGAUGAAUGAAGACGAAGUUUUGCAAUGGUUAAUUGAACAAAAAUCUUCGGCAACGAUUGAGGAAGUCACCGACGAGAUUCUGCAAGAUUUAAUUGAAGAACACGAAUAUGUAGUGGUAUAUUUCAGUGGAAAGUGUGAAGAAGGUGAAGAGUGUGACGAUAUUCUUGAAGAAUUGGAAAACAUUGAUGAUGAGCUUGAUGAGACCGGAAUUAUUUUUGUCACAACUGAAGAUCUAGCUUUGGCCAAGAAACACGGCAUUAAAGGUUUCCCUAAACUUGUAUUCUUCCGUAAUAAGGAACCAUUGCUCUAUUCUGGGGACAUUGAAGAUGAAGAUGAAGUGUUAGCUUGGUUGACAGAUGAAGAUACUUUGGAAAUUCCCGAUCGCAUUGAGGAAGUCAACGAGAAAAUGUUGGAUGAUGUUUUGAUGAAGAAUGAUCAUGUGGUUGUGUUUUUCUAUAAGGAAGGUGAUAAGAAGUCUCAGAAAAUCCUUCAGGAACUGGAAAAUAUCGAUGAUGAAUGCGAGGAAAAAGAUAUCAGUUUUGUAAAGACCUCAGAUGAUGGUAUUGAUAAAGCCUAUGAUCUUUCCAGCCUCCCUACUCUCGUCUUCUACCGACAUAGAUUCAGAGAAAUUUAUCCAGGUGAUCUGAUGCAUGAGGAAGAAAUUCUCGAAUGGGUUUUGGAUCUGCACGAAUCCGCUCCGGAUGUAAUCGAAAACGUUGACAGAAAAACACUGCAGGUUCUCAUCAAUGAUGUUGAACACCUUGCCGUGUUCUUCUAUUCUGAUGAUUGCGACAAGUGUAGUGCCGUCCUGGAAGAGUUGGAAACCAUCGACGAUGAUGCCGAUAAGCAUGGCAUUCAGUUUGUCAAGUCGAAGGAUUCAAAGUUGGCAUCCGAAAUCGGCAUCUUUAGUUUUCCCGCUUUAGUGUAUUAUGAAACUGGGGUGCCGAUUAUGUUUGACGGCAACCUUAAAAAAGAGGAGAAAGUACUGGAAUGGCUAGUUGAACAAAAAAGUGAUGACGAUGAAGAUGAAGACGACGAUGACGAUGAAGAUGACGAUGACGACGAUGAUGACGAUGACGAUGACGACGAUGAUGAUGACGAUGACGAUGAAGAUGAUGACGAUGAAGAUAAUGACGAUGAUGAUGACGAUGAUGACGAUGAUGAUGAAGAAGAUGAUGAUGACGAUGACGACGAAGAUGAUGAUGAUGAUGACGAUGAUGAUGACGACGAUGAUGAUUUAGCUAGUAGAAUUUUGAGAGGCUCAAAGAAAUCUUCAGGCGAUGGCUGUUUCUACGUUGGAUUAGGUGGCAAGAAUGAACUACCCAAAUCGGCUAGUUUAGAACCCUACCAAUGCUGUCCGAGCAAACCGGUGCGCGGCAGUAAAAUCGCGAAAAUCCAACCGGCGCAAAAGACCACCCUAAAGACUAGACAGAUUCAGAGCAGACCCGAGCCGCCCACCAGGAAUAUUCGAGGCAAAGAAGUCGCGACCAAGUCCGACAAGAAAGCAGGCAAAGGAAAGGGCUGGACCGGUAAUUUGUUGGACGAAAACGAGGUUUUGGAUUGGAUGAUGGAUCAGAAAAACGACGAAAGCAUUCAGGAGAUCAACAGGGAGCAAUUGUUUAAAUACAUUGAAACAAAAGAAUUCCUCGCUGUCAUAUUUUAUAAUGAUGAAGAUGUAGACAGUCCUAGAAUUCUACGACAUAUUGAGUUAAUUGAUGACGAAGCAGCUGAAUACGGCAUCAAAAUCGUCAAAAACAGCGAUUUGUUAAUGGCGAAGAAAUACGGUUUCAGAAACCCACCAGGUAUCAGUUAUUUCAGAAAAGGCAAGCUCAUCAACUAUGAUGGCGACAUUGAUGACGAGGAAGAGUUGCUCGAUUGGCUCACCGACCCGGAAAACAUGGAACUCACUGAUCACAUCGAAAAAGUCAACCGUAAAAUGUUUGAGAAGAUCAAAAAGAGCUCUGAUUACGUUGCCGUCUUCUUAUACAGCGCCGACUGUAAGCAAUGCCCCAGAGUGCUGCUGGAGGUUGAGCACAUUGAUGAUGAAGCAGAUUCAGCCGGUAUCAAUUUCGUGAAAAUCGACGAUAAGGAAUUAGCGAAACAAUAUGGCGUAUUUGCAUUACCAGCGAUUUUGUUCUUUAAAACCGGCUCAAAAGAACCUGUUAUCUAUGCGGGUGAUUUGUACGAUGAGCAGCAGAUACUUCAGUGGUUGAUGACACAACAGGAUCCCGCUGGAGACGUCAUUGAAGCAACCGGUGGCAAUGAUUUGAUUAGUAUGAUUGAAGAAGAAGAAGCUUUGGCUGUUUACUUCUAUUCAGAGGAAUGUGAGCAAUGUACCAAAAUACUUGAAGAACUUGAGAAUAUUGACGAUGACUGCGAACGGCAUGGCAUCACCUUCGUGAAAACCCAUGAUACUAAAGUAGCGGAAAAAUUCGGAGCUGUAGAUUUUCCUGUACUGAUGUAUUUUGAAGAAGGAACUGGAGGUAUCUUUGAUGGAGAUAUCAUGGAAGAAGAAGAAGUUCUCCAAUGGUUGAUUCAACAACGUACAGAAGACCGUAUUGAAUUAAUCACCAGAAUAAUGCUGGAGCGUAUGGUAGAAGACACUCAAUAUUUAGCAGUGUAUUUCUACAAAACAAACUGCCAUAUUUGCGAAGAGAUUCUUGAAGAUUUAGAAAACAUUGACGAUGAAGUUGAUGUUUAUGGUAUUCAUUUAGUUAAGAUUCAAGAUCCUCCUCUCGCAAAACGUUAUAGCAUCAAAACAUUCCCAGCAUUAGUCUAUUUCCGAAAUGGAAAUCCCUUGCUAUUUGAAGGUGACCUUCAAAAUGAACAAUCCGUACUUGAAUGGCUAAUUGACGAUGACAAUCGGGAGCUAGCGGAUGAAAUUGAAUCUGUUAAUGAGAAAAUGUUGGGAAGACUGCUGAAUGAAUCUCCAUUCCUUGCCGUGUUCUUUUAUGAUGAGGACUGCCCUGAAUGUGACGAAAUCAUGGAACAACUUGAAGAAAUCGACGGAGAAGCAGAUUUGUUUGGAAUUGAUUUUGUAAAGAUCUGCAGUGCUGACGCUGCCGCUGAACAAGGUCUCCACAAUUUACCAGCGUUGAUGUACUUCCGGAAAAAGACACCAAUGGUUUAUGAUGGUGACUUGACCGCUGGUGAUCGCAUUCUUGACUGGUUAACGUCCCAAGAUGUGUUUGAAAUUAAAAACGAGAUUGAAGAGGUGAACAAGAAGAUGUUGGAGAAAUUGUUGGAAGAAAAUGAGUUUGUUACUGUUUUCUUCUAUGAAGUACACUCAGAAGAAAGUAAACAUAUCCUAGAAAAGCUCGAAAACAUUGACAGUGAAACAGAUAACUUUGACAUAACCUUCGUCAAGAUGGCGGACGCCCGAUACGCCCGCAAAUGGGGCGUCACUCAUCUACCCUCGAUUGUCUACUUCCGCCGACGCUUCCCAAGCAUAUUCCGCGGUGAUUUAAAAUCCGAAAAAGACGUUCUCGAAUGGCUCAGGAAGAAUCGCUUCCGUCAACCCGAAUUAAACAUCUUUAUGUAUGCUUUAUUAGCGAUUGGCGUUGCAUUCGUCACAUACACUGCAUUCCUGAUGCAGUGCUUCAAAGCGCAACCGCCACCACCAGCGCAGCAUCCAAAGCAAACAUAAAUGCAAUUUAUUCAGAUUAAGUAAAUGGAAAUGAAAUCGUUGUCGAAUCCAUCUGAAUGCAUGCGUGCGUGUGUAGAUGUUGCGUGACUGUGAUUAUUAAAGUUUUGGAUUCUCGAAAUUAAUUUAUCUCAAUUUUCAUUGAUUUGUACGAUUGUUCUAAGGACCAAGCCAUUGAUUCAUCAAACAAGAACAAACCGGAAGCGUGCUGCGUCAUAUCAGAAACAAAUCAGAAACAAAAACAAACAAAAAAAAAACAGAACAAGAAUACGGUAAACACACCUCUUCUUUAAUGAUUAAUUGUAAAUAUAAAUACUCUUGUAAAUAAAUUUAUCAUAUCCAUCGUUUAUUCCUGCCGACAUUCGGGUUUGACAUCCGUUUGUUACGCGAAGAAAAUAAAUGAAAACAAUUUCCGUUAGGUCGAUAUACUAUUGUCGUCGUUAUAAUUUAACUAAUAAAGUUAAUUGUUUAUGGAAA
Molecule: messenger RNA, 6162 nt
Organism: Dalotia coriaria
Lineage: Eukaryota; Metazoa; Arthropoda; Insecta; Coleoptera; Staphylinidae
Source: RefSeq, a predicted model, not a curated record